AUGGGCAUGGAGGGUCUUCUCCAGAACUCCACUAACUUCGUCCUCACAGGCCUCAUCACCCAUCCUGCCUUCCCCGGCCUUCUCUUUGCAAUAGUCUUCUCCAUCUUUGUGGUGGCUAUAACAGCCAAUGUGGUCAUGAUUCUGCUCAUCCACAUGGACGCCCGCCUCCACACACCCAUGUACUUCUUGCUCAGCCAGCUCUCCAUCAUGGAUACUAUCUACAUCUGUAUCACUGUCCCCAAGAUGCUCCAGGACCUCCUGUCCAAGGACAAGACUAUUUCCUUCCUGGGCUGUGCAGUUCAGAUCUUCCUCUACCUGACCCUGAUUGGAGGGGAAUUCUUCCUGCUGGGUCUCAUGGCCUAUGACCGGUACGUGGCUGUGUGCAACCCUCUACGGUACCCUCUCCUCAUGAACCGCAGGGUUUGCUUAUUCAUGGUUGUCGGCUCCUGGGUUGGUGGUUCCUUGGAUGGGUUCAUGCUGACUCCUGUUACUAUGAGUUUCCCCUUCUGUAGAUCCCGAGAGAUCAAUCACUUUUUCUGUGAGAUCCCAGCCGUGCUGAAGUUGUCUUGCAUAGACACAUCACUCUAUGAGACCCUGAUGUAUGCCUGCUGCGUGCUGAUGCUGCUCAUCCCUCUAUCCAUCAUCUCUGUGUCUUAUACGCACAUCCUCCUGACUGUCCACAGGAUGAACGCUGCUGAGGGCCAGCGCAAAGCCUUUGCUACGUGUUCCUCCCACAUUAUGGUGGUGAGCGUUUUCUACGGGGCAGCUUUCUACACCAACGUGCUGCCCCACUCCUACCACACUCCAGAGAAAGAUAAAGUAGUGUCUGCCUUCUACACCAUCCUCACCCCCAUGCUCAACCCACUCAUCUACAGCUUGAGGAAUAAAGAUGUGGCCGCAGCUCUGAGGAAAGUACUAGGGAGAUGUGGCUCCUCCCAGAGCAUCAGGGUGGUGACUGUGAUCAGGAAGGACUAG
This is a messenger RNA of Pongo pygmaeus (Bornean orangutan), 975 nucleotides long. RefSeq names its product olfactory receptor 2T2. The record is from RefSeq and is a predicted model, not a curated record. Gene Ontology annotation, molecular function: olfactory receptor activity; G protein-coupled receptor activity. Lineage: Eukaryota; Metazoa; Chordata; Mammalia; Primates; Hominidae. The transcript has a single exon. Gene Ontology annotation, biological process: G protein-coupled receptor signaling pathway. Gene Ontology annotation, cellular component: membrane. The coding region runs from base 1 to 975 and encodes 324 amino acids.